AUGCAUGUCAAAACAUCUCAGUCUCAUUGGAUGAUAGCGUUUGCAGUUUUCGCGCUUCUGCCUGUUCUAAUUCUCGCACGCUAUGAUAAAUGUCACCCGAGGAAUAAGUUGAAUAGGACUUGGAAUAAAGCAGUAGAAUACGGCUUUCAAACUGUUCUGAGGAUGAUGAGACUUGACACCGUUUUGAAACGCAGCUGUAGAUAUGUGAGACGCGCUAUGCGUUGCGCUUAUCAAGCUUACCUCUACACUCACGAUCAUCCCAAUCACAAUUACUCUCAUGUCGAUCGACGUCGAUCUUGUGUUGUGGUUAAGUUGAGUAUCGAUACGCCAUUGGUGAAGAUCGUCCACAAAGCUGUGAAGAAAAACAUGAUGUCUCUAAUUAUGGCUAAAUCUCUGUAUGGAUGCAGUUUAUACACGCGGGAUAGAUUUCGUAUAAGAAGGCUUAUGUUCCGAGCUCUCGUGGCCCUGUCUUUCGUUGCAAACGCUGUUUCUCAGUGUCAUUACAAUGGAACAGACAUUAGCGCUCGAUGGCAGGUAGUCGACGACAAGAUCACAAUAGAGUUCGUGAACAAAAAUAUUGGGGACAACGUUUGGACGGGUCUUGCCUUUGGACCUAAUAUGACAGACUUAGAAGUUGUGCUCGUCAAGAUCCAGAACAACAAGCCAGAAUUGGUAACUGGUCAAACAACGGGCUGGGAGGCCCCAACACUGGACAACGCCGCAAAUGUUUCUCCUCAGUUGCUCAGCUUCAAUAGUAAUCAACUGACGUUCCGAUUCGCUAGACCACUCGGCGACCAUGGUGCUAGGGGACACAAUCUGGAACAGUGCCAGAAAUGGAGUUUCGUUCGCUCCAGUCCUUUAGGAAGCAAUGGUCAAGUGCGGAAACAUAGCUACACACCGAUUUCAACAGUGGUAUGUCCUCGGCAAUGUGUUCAAGUUUUCGACACUCGCGAUGUUAUCGCAAACCCAGUACCACAAUUAGCCAUCUACAACAACAGACAAAGUUCACGCUUUGAUGGUCUGCACGGAUACUACAGGGUUUAGCCUACCCGUCUGAACCUGGCGUAGUUAAUUCUGUAUCCUGACCUUUAAAUGAUAUCCAAU
Messenger RNA from Cylicocyclus nassatus, 1104 nucleotides. Lineage: Eukaryota; Metazoa; Nematoda; Chromadorea; Rhabditida; Strongylidae. The record is from the annotation of a GenBank genome assembly.